AUGUAAAGGCGCUGCAGCGCGACCAGCUCAAACUAGAUUCCCAAAACAAAGCGUAGCGGAGGAGGAGCUGCACUUUGCUAGGAAAUCAUACACACACACACGGGCACACUCACAGAAGCUCUCUGGUGGUAAAGGACCUCUUCCACAGCAACAAGGAUGAGGGGUGUAUUCUCAGUAACGAUCAUGCUGCUUGUGGCUUUGACCAUUGCUGUGGAAGCAGCAAAGACGAAAGAGAAAGCGAAGGAGCUGAAAGCAGAAGGUGAAUGCUCUUAUGGGAGAUGUGUGCCCAACAGCGGUGACUGUGGCCUGGGUGUUCGUGAGGCCAUCUGCAAGGAGCAGACCAAGAACUUCAAGUGUAAAGUGCCAUGCAACUGGAAGAAGGACUUUGGAGCUGAUUGCAAGUACAAGUUUGGCCGCUGGGGAGAGUGUGAGGCAGGCACUCGAAGCAGGUCUGGAGUACUGAGGAAAGCGUUGUUCAAUGCUGACUGCCAGGAGACCAUUAAGGUGAACAAACCUUGCAUUCCAAAAACACCCAAACCCAAGGGCGGGGAGAAGAAGGCAAAGAAAGGGAAGGAGAAUUAAGAAAUCCAGCGUGUACCCCCUUUCCCCAACCUUUAAAUGGAAUGGCGCUUAAUCUGCAAUGAGGGGAAAAAAACUAUUGUAACCCUAUCUAUAUUUGAUUCUGUCUUUUGUUGGUACAGUUGUGAUCCUUUCCUUUGUCAUAUUUUUAAGCAUUUUCUGUAGGAAGAUGAUAACUGUAAUUUGCUUUUCCAUUUAUAAAUAGUGAAACAGAGAAAAGCAUUAUUUACUAAAGAUGCAUGUCUAUAUGGACAUUUUUUUGGCCCUUGAAAAUUUGAUCUAAAUACUGCAACAGUAGAUAUAUGAUUUAACACACAGCGAUCAACUGGAUCCGUACCCUUCAAUUUUUAGUACACUUGCAAUGGUAGACAACCUGCGUAUCUAUGCUUAUAAAUGUUUCUAGAUUUGUAAUCAAUGUACAUUUAACAUCACUAACGGAUACUUCUUCAGGUCUGUGAAUAAAUAAGAAAACGUUUUUUUUUUUUCAAUGGCA
Hemibagrus wyckioides is the source of this 1072-nucleotide messenger RNA. RefSeq names its product midkine b (gene mdkb). The transcript is spliced from 4 exons. Gene Ontology annotation, molecular function: growth factor activity. Bases 157 to 582 code for a protein of 141 amino acids. The record is from RefSeq and is a predicted model, not a curated record. Lineage: Eukaryota; Metazoa; Chordata; Actinopteri; Siluriformes; Bagridae.